Molecule: messenger RNA, 1308 nt
Organism: Trichophyton benhamiae CBS 112371
Lineage: Eukaryota; Fungi; Ascomycota; Eurotiomycetes; Onygenales; Arthrodermataceae
Exons: 2
Coding region: 1-1308 (435 amino acids)
Cellular component (GO): membrane
Source: RefSeq, a predicted model, not a curated record
AUGGCCACUCGAAUCGCAUACGCCUUCAUACUCCUAAUCAACUCCAUUCUAUCCUGGGUUAUGCUCACUCGGUGGGCGCUUAACAAGCUUGAACACCUUACAUUCGACUUCUUGCCUAUAACGUGUGACGGCCAGAAGUGUCAUGGCUGGGUUGCGGUCCACCGAAUCAACUUCGCCUUGGGUCUGUUCCACAUCAUCCUCGCUGUACUUCUUAUAGGCGUCCGGUCUACGAAAGACGAACGAGCAAAACUACAAAACGGAUUCUGGGGACCAAAAGUCAUUAUCUGGCUUGCAUUUAUUGUCUUGUCCUUCUUCAUCCCCGAGAGCUUCUUCAUCGUAUGGGGAAACUACAUUGCUUUUGUCGGAGCAAUGCUGUUCCUACUCCUCGGCCUUGUCCUCUUGGUCGACCUGGCUCAUAACUGGGCCGAACUUUGCUUGCAGAAGAUCGAUGAAACUGAUUCAAGACUAUGGAAGGGCUUGUUGAUCGGCUCUACCCUUGGAAUGUAUCUCGCCUCUAUUGCCAUGACCGUGCUCAUGUAUGUCUUCUUUGCCGGUCAAAACUGUGCUAUGAACAAAGCUGCCAUCACCAUAAAUCUCUUGGUCUUCCUUAUUGUUUCCUUCAUAUCCAUACAACCAGCGGUGCAAGAGUCUAACCCUCGUGCUGGAUUGGCCCAGGCUGCUAUGGUCACUAUAUAUUGCACUUACCUUACCAUGUCUGCCGUGUCCAUGGAGCCAGAUGAUAAUCAAUGCAACCCUCUGCUACGCGCUAAUGGCACCAGAACUGCUUCUGUUGUCCUUGGUGCAAUAGUCACCAUGUUAACGAUUGCUUACACCACAACUCGUGCUGCUACUCAAGGAUUCGCCAUGGGAUCUAGUGCUGCCCAAAACAACUACGCAUCCCUCAGCCAGGAUGAACCUGAGCACGGUCUAGUCGUUCAGCAACCCGGCCUCACUCGUCGUGAGAUGCGCGCGGAAGCUCUUCGUGCCGCUGUUAACAGUGGCAGUUUACCUGCCAGCGCUUUGGACGAUGACGAUGACGAAUCUGAUGACGGUAACUCGAAAGACGAUGAGCGAAACUCGACCCAGUACACAUACUCCCUAUUCCACUUCAUUUUCCUCCUGGCAACAAUGUGGGUUGCUACUCUAUUAACACAAAAUCUCGACAUCGAAGCCCAGGACGACCUGGCCCCUGUCGGCCGCACAUACUGGGCCAGCUGGGUGAAGAUUAUCAGCGCCUGGGUGUGCUAUGCUAUAUAUCUAUGGACCCUGGUUGCGCCGGUUCUUCUACCCGACCGGUUCAACGUAUGA